Molecule: messenger RNA, 6027 nt
Organism: Adineta ricciae
Lineage: Eukaryota; Metazoa; Rotifera; Eurotatoria; Adinetida; Adinetidae
Source: the annotation of a GenBank genome assembly
AUGACGGAGCAAACCACGAAAAAGCUGUUCGAGCGUUUAUCGAAAACGAUCGUUCCAACCCAUUAUGAUCUGACCAUUCAACCGUUUCUCGAAACAUUCAAAUUUGAUGGGAAUGUCACCAUUGAUAUACAAGUGAAUCAGCCGACUGAUACUGUGAUAUUGUAUGCUGCUGAAUUACAAAUUCAUCAAGCAACACUUGUAUCGAAGUCGAAGGAUGAAUUGAAAGGUAAAGUUGAACUCGACGAAGAAAAUGAACGGUUAAAAGUCACUUUUGACAAACAACUCGAAAAAGGUGAUUAUCAAUUAUCAUUGAAAUUCUCCGGUGAAAUUACCGAUAAGAUGGUUGGCUUUUACCGAAACAAAUACACAACGCCUGAUGGUAAAGAAGUUCGUUACGGUGCAAGUACACAAUUUGAACCAUCGGAUUGUCGACGAGCAUUUCCAUGUUGGGACGAACCGAAUUUCAAAGCGACAUUUGAUGUCACGUUGAUUACACCAAAACAUCUACGUGCAAUUUCGAAUAUGCCGAUCAUAUCCGAACAAGAAUUUGCUGAAAAUAAGGAUUGGAAAGUAACUAAAUUUGAUCGUACACCAAUCAUGAGCACAUAUCUCGUUGCCUAUGUUGUUGGUGAAUAUGAUUAUGUUGAAACAAAAGAUUCCAAUGGUGUUAGUAUGCGUGUGUAUACUCCAGUUGGUAAAAAAGAGCACGGUAAAUUCGCAUUGGAUAUUGCAUCGAAAGUACUACCUUUCUACGCGGAAUAUUUCAAUAUCAAGUAUCCAAUAGCGAAAGCUGAUCAAAUUGCCAUACCAGAUUUUGCUAUGGGAGCCAUGGAAAACUGGGGUUUGGUGACAUAUCGCGACACAGCACUUUUGAUUGAUCCGAAUUUAUCAUCGAUCAAUUCUCGACAAUAUGUUGCUAUUGUUGUAGCACAUGAACUUGCACAUCAAUGGUUCGGAAAUCUGGUUACCAUGGACUGGUGGACUGAUUUAUGGCUCAACGAAGGCUUCGCGUCGUGGAUCGAAUACUUAGCAGUUGAUAAAUGUUAUCCUGAAUUCGAUAUUUGGACCCAAUUUGUCGCAGAUACAUUUGCAAGCUUUCUUAUUCCGGACGCCUUAAAAUCUUCGCAUCCAAUUGAAGUGCCUAUUGGUCAUCCGGCUGAAAUAUCGGAAAUUUUUGAUGAAAUUUCGUACUCGAAAGGUUCUUCUGUCAUUCGUAUGCUACAUGAUUAUAUCGGUGACGACGCUUUUCGAAAAGGACUUCAUAAUUACCUAAAAGAAUAUAGUUACAAAAAUACUACUACAGUUAAUCUUUGGUCUCAUCUAGCUAAAACAUCGAAUAAACCAGUCGAUGAAGUGAUGUCCUCAUGGACAUUGCAAAUGGGUUAUCCAUUAAUCACCGUACACGAAGAACAACACUCGAAUAAAUCUCGUGUUUUGAAAUUAUCUCAGCAACGUUUCAUUGCUGAUGGCAGUGCUGACAAUGAAAAUCUGCAGUGGAAAAUUCCGAUAACUAUUUUCACGAAAUCCAAUCCUAAAGCCGUUGCCAAGCAGAUUCUUAUGGAUAAAUCUGAAGUAACCGUUACUUUAGAUAACGUUUCGGAAGAUGACUGGGUUAAAUUAAAUUACAAUUCUAUUGGACUCUAUCGUGUCAAAUAUGAAUCGAAGGCGUUGGCGCGUCUUCAGGAGCCUAUUGCUAAUAAAACACUCAGCCCACAAGAUCGACUCAUCAUUCAAAAUGAUGUAGCUGCUCUGUGCAACGCCGGUCACCAAUCGUUUGUUGAUUAUCUCAAACUGUUAUUGUCGUACAAGGAAGAAGAUAACUUUACUGUGUGGAAAGCUAUUGCAUCGACAAUUGGUGAUUUAUCAUCGUUACUUGAAUAUACGGAUUACUUUGAUCAAUUUAAAGCCUAUCGUUUAAAACUUUUCUCAUCCAUACAACAAAAACUCGGUUGGGAUGCGAAAGAAAAUGAAAAUCCAUUGAUUGCUAUGUUACGCCCAAUGGUAUUGAGUUUAAUGGGUAGAUCAGGUGAUCAAGCCAUCAUUGAUGAAGCAAUAAAACGCUUCAAAAAGCAUCUAGCCGGCGAAUUAAUCGAUCCGAAUAUUCGAGGAACUGUUUAUGGCUUAGUUUCACGUUAUGGCAAUGAUACAACUCAAACAGAACUUCGAAAACUAUAUGACGCCGCUGACAUGACUGAAGAAAAAGUUCGUUUACUUCGCGCGAUGGGUCAAACAGUUGAUGGUGAUAUUAUUGAAAAAGUGAUACAAUUCGGAUUUGAUGGAGAACAUGUUCGCAUGCAAGAUUCCUAUAUAGGUCUUGUUAGUUGUGCCAGUAGUCGAACUGGUCGUGAUAUUGUCUGGAAAUAUUUGCAAAAGAACUGGAAAGCACUCGUUGAACGCUUUGGUGAAAUGAGCAAUUUCCUUGUUACUUUCGUCGACAGUACAUUAUCGGAUUUCGUUGAUGAAAAACUAGCUGAUGAUAUUCAAGCGUUCUUCGACGCAGCGAAUACCGCGAUUGUAACGCGAGCUGUGAAACAGGUCGCCGAAACAAUUCGUAUGCGUGCGGACGUUAUGAAACGGGAUUCGAAGGCAAUAGCCGAAUAUUUAACUCAGCAAUGUACAGCUUCGAUGACAUCAUCUAGUGAUAAUGAUGAUAGUACAUCAACAGAUUCUGAUGAUGAAUCAGUUUUCUAUGAUGCAAAUAGUACUCUAACAACUCAUGAGAUACUCACAUCUUUUCAACAAGAACCUCGAUGGCGAAUUCCAUCCAAACAAGAUACAUCGAUACUGCCACCUGAACAUUUCUCUGCCAUAUCAUUAACUGAAAACCAAUUACAUGAUAUUCAACGACGUGAUAAACUUCAACGGCUUCGAGGAGUCGAUACUCGACACAAUUCAAGCAUUACUGUGAAGUCAACAACUGAUUCGUCUUCGAUUUUAUCCUCAUCGUCAGUUACAACAGAACAGGACGGCAAUAAUGAAGAUGCAUCAUCAUCAUCAUCGACAGUCGAUCCUUUAGUCAAUGACACUGAUAAUGAGCCUAACCGCAUCAAUAGCAAGAAUUCGACGUCUUCCAUAUCGAAAACAACAGCAAUCAAUUCUUCUGUCAAGUCUGGUGCAGCUAAUUGGACAUCUCAUCCCAUCAGAAUUGCCGCUUCAGCUCGUGGUACAGGUGGAUACUAUUCAAGUAAAAUACCUCUAUCGACAACAAGCGAACCUAAUCUAGUCGAUCUAAAUACUAUCGAUCGUAUCACCAAAUACGGAGAACUACUCCCUAAUGGUCGAAAGUUAAAUGAUGAGGAGAUUCUUCAACAACCGAUAGUACGUAAUCUUGACGAUGGUCGAUACAUUCCGUUGAAUGCUACGAAUCCAAUGGAUCUUACUAUUAUGGAGCGUAUUCGCGAAACUGAAAGUAUGGUUGCGUUGCGUCAUAACUCACUGAUAAAUUCUACGAGUAAUUUAAGAAAAAAGUCGACUGUUAGUCUUCCAGAGAAAACUCAUGAUGACCUUUCGAUAUCAUCCGAAUCAUCCAGUCAGACAGUGGCUCGAUCAAUUCUUGACCGUCAAUCAUCGGAGUCGUCUUUUAGGCGUACGACAUCUUUUCGUAAACAGUUAACUAAUCUAGUGGUGCGAAACAUUUUACGCAAGAGACAGAGUAAACUCGCGAAUCAUGAUGAGGACGAAGAUGAUACGGAACGCGCGUUGAUUAAUGAUGGUUCAAACGGGGAUUUGAAGUACAAAGCAUCGCGCUAUCUAAAAGAACAGACACAGUUUGAUAAAACACAGCUACUUCAAACCAUCGUUAAUGCCCACGAUGGGCCGAUAUGGUGUAUGAGAUUCUCUCCCGAUGGUAAUCUUCUCGCCACAUGUGGACAAGAUGCACUAUUAAAAGUUUGGAUAUUGAAACUAGCGCAACCACACUUCAGUGAGUUUUCUCAAUUAACAUCGAAUGCGUCUCAGCAGCAAAAUGAAAUCUUAACUAAUCGUCUCCACGAGUUUCAUCGAACGAUCUCAACCGACACGGUGACAUCUACAAUAAAUACGAAACUUGGUUUGAAUGAAUUACAAGCACCACUCUAUACGAAACCAUUUUGUGAAUUUAGUGGACAUCAAGCACCCGUUCUUGAUGUUGCCUGGUCGAAAUCUUUAUUUCUUCUCUCGUCUUCAAUGGAUAAGACUGUUCGUCUAUGGCAUUUAAGUCGAUCGGAAUGUUUAUGUUACUUUCGACAUGUAGAUUUUGUUUCGGCUAUUGCAUUUCACCCGCGUGACGAUCGAUUUUUCGUCUCGGCGAGUCUAGAUGGACAUGUGCGUUUAUGGAAUAUUCCUGAUAAACGUGUUGUUUACUGGUCUUUAAUUCCUGCCCAAGCUUCAUCACAAAUUCCCGCUGCUCAUGCAAACUUAAUUACAGCGGUUAACUUUUGUGACGAUGGUCGUAAAGUAACAGUUGGUACGUUCGACGGACGGUUUUUAGUCUAUACUGAUUCUUUACAAUAUGAUACGGUAAUGAAUAUCGGGGAUAAGGAUGGUAGUCGAAGUCAUCGAUCAAGAAAAAAACGAAAGAAACCGUACAAGAUCACUGGGAUCGAAUCAAUGAGUUCUGAUAAUGCCAAGGUAUUGAUUACUUCGAAUGAUUCCCGUAUUCGUUUGUAUAAUAUUCGCUCGAAAGAAAUUGAACGUAAAUAUCGUGGUUAUUCCAAUCAAUCCAGUCAAAUACGAGCAUCCUUCAGUCAUGAUGAUCAAUACAUCAUUAGUGGAAGUGAAGAUAGUUGGUUUUAUAUCUGGAGAACGGAACCGGAUACGAAUGAUAAUAAUACGUCCAUCAAUUCGAGAUUAACACGAAGACAACGACGAUAUUUCCAUCGUGCUUACGAACGUAUUCGAGUUCAUAAUACAAUGGUUACAUCUGCUAUUUUUGCACCGAAUCCAACGGCCAUCAUGAAUUAUGUAUAUUCUCCCAAUGAAUCGUCGCCUUCUCUAUUACGACCAACGACUGCAGUACAAAGUCCAGCUAAUCUUUCGAAUAAUCGUGCUCGAUUGAAUUGUGUAUAUCGUUCGAUGAAUUCCACAGACGAAUCGUCUGUAACGAUUAACACCGGAGCUGUGUAUGUGAUGAUCACAGCGGAUUCGAAAGAUAUAAAACCAACUAUCUUNUUUAUUCGUCAAAAUCUCUCUGUGCAACAAUGGAAUUUCGCAACUUCAACGUUUCAUCCUGUUGUUAAUUGUCAGAUUUUUGCUGGUAAUGUGCGUAAUGCUCAAACAUUACGCAAAGAAAAAUAUCCUCGAGAAUUCUUUCCUGAAGCGAAAUGGUCGAGGAAAGGCUUCACUCAAACUCGUUGGCUAAUCAAUGGCUUCAUAUUCGACUUGCUUAAUGUACACCUAUUCCAUGACGCAUCUAAUCUUUUAGCAGCUGAACAUAGUCCAUCGAUAUAUAGUAAAUGUCGUCGCAAUGCUCUAGAAUAUACUUUACAAAAUUUGCCAGUCGGUUCAGAUGGUAAACGUGUCCCCUAUGUUAUAUUUGGUGAUUUUAAUUUCCGACUCGAUGCCCAUCGUUUAGUGGAGCACAUUGCAGACAAACGAAACGAUUUAAUUGAUAAAAUCAAAGGCAAGAAUAGCGAUGAAAUUGCCAAGAUUAUUAUUCGAAAUGAAGAUAAUAAGCCACGAUUGACAAUCGAGAAGAAAGAAUUCAAUCUACACGAAAAUCACGAUUCAUUCUUCAAUACAAAUACAAAAGAGGCUCAUAAGUUUGAUUUUGAAUCGUCGUUAUUCAAUGAUUAUUUGUAUGAAUAUGAAAAGACUUUUCCACCGAGUUAUCCAUAUAGUGAAGAACAUCAUGAAGCCCGGUCAUAUUUACGUGCUCGUUGUCCAGCAUGGUGUGAUCGUAUACUUCUCAGUCAUUCAUUUAAGAACUUCGUUGAUACAAAGGCGAAACUGCCAUCCUAUGAUAUCAUUGGAUAUGAUGCAUGUGUGGGCGACCAUAAGCCGGUUUAUUUAUCUCUAACUGUUGGUUUGGUACAAGAAAAUAUGUCAUGA